AUCUGGGGAGGGACACGGAGGACACAACACGAACAUUUUCCUCUGUGAAUGAAUCAGACAUUAACCUUUUUAUUUUUGUCUCCCUAAAUUGUUUGACCUACGACCUCUUUUAGGGUUCUUCACAAACCCUAAAAUUGGAAUUGACAGGAACGUACAUUCUCAUUCUACGUUAUUUUACUAUCAGAACACGCACCACAGUCUGAUCUCAACUUCAACUGGGGCAAUUCAAUUCAAUUCAAUUCAAUUCAAUUGUUGAAAGAUAACCAUGACUUAUUACUAGCUUAUUGAGAUUCGGGAAUUUUCCCCUUGGUUCAUCAAAAACAGAGGAAUUGGAAGAAAAUUAAAAAAAGAGAUGUACCUGAAGAAGCCGUUGUGGAGUGAAGGGAUCGAAAUAGGGAAAGGGGAUUCAGAUGCAAAGGCACUGGAUUAUGGUGGUGGAGUGGGUGAGCUCGUGAACUCACUGCACCAGCAGAGAGUAUACAGAGAAGUUACUCUUGCUCUCAGAACAGGUCUCAGAGAUGCGCGUGCUGAGUUUUCAUUUCUCCGUGUCCGUGCUCUUCGUUCCAUUCUCAAGUUUCUUCGAUCCGUUGCUGAGUCUGACUCAACUAUUAACCUCUUUAACCAAACUCAAUCUAUUCCUCAACUUCAAGUGGUUCCGGUUCUCUUUCAGCACUCGCUAAAAGAGACAGUGGAUGAUUAUGGUGACAAUAGGGUAGGAGAUUUGAGUCAUAUAUUUGGGGUGGAACCAAUUAAGUUAACUAGUCCAUCAACGGAUGCUGAAGUUGCGCUUGCACUCAGAGUCUUGGAAGGAUGUUGUUUGCUUCAUCCACAGAGUACAGCUUUGGCCCAUCAACACAAUGCUAUUCGGAUUUUAAUGAAUAUAUUAUCCACUCGCGGAGUACUUGAGCAAGGUGCAUGCUUAGAUGCUCUAAUCUCUUUGAUGGUGAAUUCGUCAUCCAAUCAAAUGGACUUUGAGAAAUGCAAUGGUAUCAUGGAAGUUGCCGACCUUCUAAGAGACAAACAAGUGGAUGAAAAUCUCAGGUUAAAAUGUGGAGAGUUUUUGUUGCUGCUCAUUGGACAUGUGAGUGGAAGAGAUACGCCACCUUUGGCAACUAUACACGAAGAUACAAGGCGUCUACUUGGGGAGAAAUCAGCCUCAUUGAUAUGGGCAGCCAGUCAUUUUGGCUCAACACUGGAUCCAGACCAGAGACUAACAGCUCUCCAAAUCCAGGCUCGCAGGGUCCUUGAAUCAUUGGACUUAUACUGAGUGUUGAGGAUAAUACCUGCAUUUUUAGUAAAUCGUCAUCUUUUGAUUUGAACAUAUUGGCAGAGAAUGUGCUCCUUUUCGUUUUCAAUUUUUUUUAAAUUAAUGUAUGUAUUCAUUUCCUAGCUAUCAGUUGUUUUUGCAUCUGGUUAAGAUAUAUAUAUAUAUUUUUUAAGUUGUAUGAUUUUAUUCUACAGCAACUACUGAUGAAGUAAAAA
This is a messenger RNA of Gastrolobium bilobum, 1482 nucleotides long. RefSeq lists its product as uncharacterized. The transcript is spliced from 5 exons. NCBI's taxonomy places the organism in Eukaryota, Viridiplantae, Streptophyta, Magnoliopsida, Fabales, Fabaceae. The record is from RefSeq and is a predicted model, not a curated record. The coding region runs from base 353 to 1267 and encodes 304 amino acids.